AUGCUUCUUAAGAAAUACAGGAAUCCAGAGAUUAUGUAUUUAAUAAACAGGAAAACAGCAAAGGAUAUUUGUACCACUAUUCAUGACCACCUUGAAAAAGAUGUUCCAAUUGUGGAAGUGAAUCCAGGUCUAUGUUAUCUUACGGAAGAGAUUUUAAAACGAGAAAGCAAUAAAGUAUAUUUGUAUGAAAGUCAUAGAAUGUUUCAGAAUUCCUUAAAGGAAUUACAAGACAAGUACCCUUCACAAGUUUCUUUCAAAAUAGCAGAUUUCUUUAGAAUGUGGAAAUUAGCAUUUCAAGAUAAAAUGGACCAAGGAAACAGAGUAAGAGAACUUUUAGGUGAAUUAGCAACUAAUGAUAGAGGUAGAAAGAUAAACAUAGUGGGAGCUAUGCCAGGACUUUUGUUUGUAAAACAUCUUAUAAACACUAUAGUUUUUCAUGAUACAUUAAGUCUUCUUGGCAAACCAGAUUUAUUUAUUAUACUACCAAAACACCAUUAUGAGUUUCUUACAGAUCUCACUGUUCAGCAUGGAAAAUGUUUAACAGUUCCAUCCUUGUUUCAAAUAAUGUUCAAUUACAAGAUUCUUGAAAAAGUGCCCAAGGCCCACUUUUUGCCCUGGAGAUAUCCAAUAAACAGUAAAAAAGCAUGUGUGAUAGAUGACAAUUUAUUGUAUUUAGUUAAGAUCACGCAGAAAGAGACUCUACCCUGCGCUCCUUCUUACUUGCCUUUACUGUGGUAUUUCUUUAAAGCGAGAACUUUUUCAAAAUCUACCAGAGUUAUUCCUAUGUUAGAGCAAUGGAUACCAGGUUGUGGUGUGUGGUUGAUUACUGGCCAAGAUCCCCCUGAUAUUAAUGAAGACAUUGCACCAAACAGUAAUGAUGCACCAUUACCACAUAUGACUAUUUUUACUGAAUUUGGAGAUCUGACUCUACCUCAAAAAGUCACAAUUUUUAAACGGUUUGUUUCGUGGCCCGAAUUCGAGCAUAGUGCAUUUAGAGCGACCGUUGAAAACAAUUUACCAAAAUUUGCAACUCAAAUAGAUAACGAUGUUUCGAAUGAAACUCACCUCGAUGAAGUCGAUGAUUCUGAUUCAGAAAGUGAAAGGGAAAAUGUAGAAUAA
Leptosia nina is the source of this 1119-nucleotide messenger RNA. The record is from the annotation of a GenBank genome assembly. Lineage: Eukaryota; Metazoa; Arthropoda; Insecta; Lepidoptera; Pieridae.